GGACUCAGCUGCUGCGCUGGCGGAAGCAGGGCGACCCAGACCCGACAGAAACAUCCCUCUGUAGCUGCCCUGACUGCGGCUGGAGCUGGAGCUGGCCAGGACGUCUUAUUUUGAAGCGUCGGACCGGGGCCGAGUCGGUGCUUUUUCGGGUUGCGUUGACGGUUGUUGCUGCUGAGCAGCAGGCGGAGAGGAUCGGCAUCUAAAAACCCACUUGGAAAAACUACUUAGCGGGAGGGACAGAAAGGCAGAAGGAAUCUGGUCCAGGGUCACUGGUGAAAGGAGCCGCUCAUCCUGGUGGAGCACAAGGGCCGUGGCAACACUCUGGUGGUCGGGAGGUAGAGCCCCUAGUUUUGGCUUUGAGGGAGCACCAGAAUGAGCCAGGAGGCCCUCGGAUCUGAUGGAGACUGUACUCAGGAUGUGGUUGACUUUAUCUGGGAUGACUACCUGGAUGAGACUGGAGCCGUGUCUGUGCCCCAUCACGCCUUCAAACACGUGGACCAGGGCCUGCAGACAGGUCUGACCCCGGGUAUGAAGCUGGAGGUGUGUCUGCGCUCAGAGGCUGACAACCCUUACUGGGUGGCCAGCAUCAUCACCACAUGUGGCCAGCUGCUGCUGCUGCGCUACGAGGGAUUCCAGGACGACCGCCGUGCCGACUUCUGGUGCGACAUCAUGGCUGCAGACCUUCAUCCUUUGGGCUGGAGCCGGCAGCACAGAAAGACUAUGAGGCCUCCUGCAGGUGUCCUUGAGAAGCAUCAAGACUGGGAGGCUCUGCUGGAAAAAGUUUUGGCCGAGGAGUGCAGCGCACCUGCCAGCCUGCUGGAAUUGCCCCAGCGUGGCAGAGACCCGGUGGACCUCCUAAGUGCGGGCUGCUGUGUGGAGCUCCAGGAUAACGUGGAGCCGGGCUCGGCUUGGGCUGCUGAAGUGGAAGAGAACAUCGGCGGAAGGCUGAAGCUACGGCUGAUGGGUACCAAGGGCCUCCCAGACACACCUGCAACUCUCUGGCUCUUUUAUCUGCACCCACGCCUGCACCCACCCGGCUGGGCCAAGGAGCACGGCCGCACCUUUAGGCCCCCGUCAGACUUGUUGGCGCUGCGGACUGUGGAGGAGUGGGAAGAAGUGAGACAGAGGAUCAGAGACUUACCUCAGAAUGAAGCUCUGACUGCAGAGCUUUCCAAGGAUCAGCCGGCUAGGGUUUCUCAUUGUUUUAAGGAAGGGAUGAAACUAGAGGCUGUUGACCCUGAUGCACCUAUUUCUAUCAGGCCUGCUACUGUCACCAAGGUGUACGAUGAGAACUACUUCCUGGUGACGAUGGAUGACCUUUGUGGUAUCGAGGACUCAGAUGUUCCCGGACAGGCUUUCCUGUGUCACAGAGACAGUCCAGGGAUAUUCCCUGCUCAAUGGAGCCUCAAAAAUGGGCUCCCACUGAACCCCCCGCCAGGAUACCGUGGUUCAGACUUUGACUGGGCGGAUUACUUGAAGCAGUGCGAGGCCGAGGCGGCUCCUCAGCAUUGUUUUCCAACUGACCAGUGUGAACACAGUUUCAAAGAGGCCAUGAAACUGGAGGCCGUCAACCUGCUGUCACCUGAGAAUAUUCACGUUGCAACAGUCACCAGGGUUAAAGGGCAAUACCUUUGGCUUAGUCUGGAAGGUCUGAAGCAGCCAAUGCCAGAGAUAAUCAUUCAUGUGGAUUCCCUUGACAUUUUCCCUGUCAGCUGGUGUGAGACAAACGGCUACCCGCUGGUUUACCCCAUCAAGCCCUCAGUUAAAGAAAGAAAAAUCGCUAUUGUGCAGCCAGAGAAACACAGGACUCCGUCUAAGUCUUCAUCACCUGACGCUCUCAAACAGCAGAUGGCAAACCAUUCUGAAACAGGUGACACUGUCUCGAGCCUUGUGAGAUUAAACUGGCAGGGAAACGGGAAAUACUGCUGUCCCAAGAUCUACUUCAACCACCGUUGCUUCUCGGGCCCCUACCUGAACAAGGGACGCAUCGCUGAGCUGCCUCAAUUCAUCGGCCCAGGAAACUGUGUGCUUGUUCUCAAAGAAGUAUUGAGCCUGCUUAUAAAUUCAGCAUACAAGCCUAGCCGUGUGCUGAGAGAGCUGCAGCUGGAUCAGGAGAGCCGCUGGCAGGGCCAUGGAGAAACGCUUAAAGCCAAGUACAAAGGAAAGAGUUACCGGGCAACAGUGGAGAUUGUUCGCACUGCAGACAGAGUAGCAGAUUUCUGCAAGAAGACCUGCAUUAAGUUGGAAUGCUGCCCAAACCUGUUUGGGCCUCGCAUGGUUCUGGAGCGCUGUUCAGAGAACUGUUCUGUCCUCACCAAGACCAAAUACACUUAUUAUUAUGGAAAAAAGAAAAGUAAACGUGUUGGCCGCCCCCCUGGGGGCCACACAAAUCUAGAGAGUGGUGUAAAGAGGAAAGGGCGAAGGAGGAAGAAGAGGAAGCAGCUCUUUGUCCACAAGAAGAGACGCUCCUCAGCCUCGGUUGACAACACACCUGCUGGGUCUCCACAGGGAAGUGGAGAAGAAGAAGAUUUAGAUGAAGAUGACUCCCUUAGUGAUGAUUCUGGUUCUGAGGUACAAGACGAUCUCCAGGAUGAUUCUGAGCAGUCUAUUGAAAAAUCUCAGCCCACAACACCUUCGCCCUCCCCACCAGCAACACCCAGGCCCUCACGCAGACGCCGGAAACCCUGCUCGCCUUCGUAUUCGGAUGACGAAAACCACCCCCCUUCACCUAAGACAUUAAAGGUUGAGCCUCAGAAAUUAUGUUUGGAUACCAGCCCGCUAGAGUGGAGUGUUCCUGACGUGGUUCGCUUCAUCAGGACGACUGACUGUGCUCCUCUUGCAAAGAUUUUCUUGGAUCAAGAGAUUGACGGGCAGGCACUACUGCUGCUAAACCUCCCAACUGUACAAGAAUGCAUGGACCUAAAACUGGGACCAGCCAUAAAGUUAUGCCACCACAUCGAGAGGGUCAAACUGGCAUUUUAUCAACAGUUUGCUACGUAGUAGAUGGGGAAGAAAGGAGAAAAAAAAACAACAAAAGAAACACUGGACAUGGCUGCACCCUCUUUGGCAUGUUAAUCCUGUGAAAACUGGUGAAGAUGUACUAUCAUAUUUUUACUUCUUUGUUUUCUUUUAAACACUGGACAUCCUUUAGAAUCCUGCCUGUAUCACAUCUGUUCAGAUACAUUUAAGAUCAGCAGCAGCUGUGUUUCGUCAGAAAAAUGAGUCAAGAAGUAGGGGGUCAAAAACAUUUCAUGCACUCUUUGAAAAAAGCACAGGGGGACACUAAUUGAAGGCAUGUUGAUGGCACAGAUAAAUGCAAUUUUCCUUAAAUCUUGCAUAUUUUUUUAGUAAAAUCAAACUUCAAAGACAUUAUCCUGCACUUUUGUUCAAGUUGAAAAAAGCUAGUGUCUGGCUAUUGUUAAAUCUUGAAUUUAACCCUGUACCUUCUGAGUGCCUCAAUCUCUUAUGUUUUCAUUGAGUUUGAGUACUUGAGUAUCACAGCUACAACUUUUGAUCUGUCCAUUUUCAAAGAUGUUUGCAGCCUGCCUUACUGAAAAAGUGUACAAUAUUUUUGGUACAUAUAACAGGCCUCUUAGAUGUAAGCAGUUGUAACAAACUUUUUUUUUUCUACAGAAAAAAAGUGUUUGAUGAAACUCCAACCUGUAUCCUAGAAUAACAACACAUUAGAAGUGUGUCAUUUGGUCUCUUGUUUCAAAAGACCAAAUAUAUAUAUUUUCAGAGCUGUUUCGGUUUAUUCCGGAAGGAAUGGUGACCAUUUUUGUUGAAAUCCCGAAAGUUGUAUAAAAUCAUCAAUAUCAGAUAGUAUAAAAAAAAGGAAUACAGGCAUUUCAUAAUAUAAAAAAUAAAUGACACAUUCGGGUACUGUAUUAGAUUUUAAACAUACAACAUAUCCAAGCUGUUUGAAAAGGCUCAUUUGAAAUACUCUGAAAUACAGUAUGCUUAAUGUAAAAAAAAAGGAGAGAAAAAAGAGAAAAAGCUUUGAUUUCACACUAAAUGAUAUGUUGUAUGUAAGUGCUGUUCAGUGAGGACUCUGUAAUAUAAGCACAAGCAAAACUGUAUGCACUGUAUGGUGGUAUACCAGUGCAUGUUUGUACAUAGUGUAUAUAAUAUGCUCUAAUGGAACAGGGUGAUUUUUGAAGCAAGAUAUAUUAAUUGUUUGCAUAAGCAAUGUGUAAAUGUCCUAACUCCAAUAUAUUUGUACAAAACAGGCCUACACUUGAUCUAAAAGCCCUUGUUUUGUCAUGUUUUAUCAACCAAUUUCCUCCUUUCAAGAACACAAUUGAAAAAAAAUAAUAAUUUACAGUUAUAACUACUGCGACUUGAUGAAAUCGAUGCAAUAAUUAAAAAUAAAAAGAUGAACCACUGGC
Molecule: messenger RNA, 4388 nt
Organism: Cololabis saira (Pacific saury)
Lineage: Eukaryota; Metazoa; Chordata; Actinopteri; Beloniformes; Belonidae
Gene: sfmbt1
Product: Scm like with four mbt domains 1
Exons: 22
Coding region: 373-3000 (875 amino acids)
Biological process (GO): regulation of DNA-templated transcription
Cellular component (GO): nucleus
Molecular function (GO): histone binding; transcription corepressor activity
Source: RefSeq, a predicted model, not a curated record